Aphanomyces astaci is the source of this 1992-nucleotide messenger RNA. RefSeq lists its product as hypothetical. NCBI's taxonomy places the organism in Eukaryota, Oomycota, Saprolegniomycetes, Saprolegniales, Verrucalvaceae. Bases 22 to 1872 code for a protein of 616 amino acids. The transcript is spliced from 9 exons. The record is from RefSeq and is a predicted model, not a curated record.
GGGCCAUCGAACAAUCUCGAGAUGGGGGCGGCGGCUAGCGCCAAGCCUAAGUAUCGGCAGGAGUUGUCGUCGCACGACUUGAGCCGAAAGUUGUCCAAGAUCAAUCUGCAGCCAGGGGCGCUACAGCAACAGACCGAGGAGGCGUCAGAACGUCGUCGGACGGUGGACGCAAUUCUGCAGCAAGUUCGUCAGGGCGACACCAACAACGUGACGCCAUUGGAGUAUCAAGUGUACUUGGCGUACGCGACGGGCAAAGACAGCUUGGGCCGUCCGAUGCGCGAUCGCGUGUCGGCCAUCCACAAGUCUCUGGUGGCCAAAGGGCUGCUCGUGUGGUUUGACGCAGACAAGAGCGUCGCGUCGAGUAAAAUGAUUGACCACGGCGUGCUCAACUCGAAUGUGGUCGUGGUGUUUCUCACUCGCGCGUAUAUGAACCAAGUCAACAGCGACGGCCUCUUGGACAGCAACCAGUACGAGUUUUGCCAGGCGCUGGCCACACAAACGAUGACGCACAUCGUCCUGUGUGUCAUGGAGGAAGACUUGAAGCGCUACGACAACUUGACGGGGGAGUGGCGGGAGAUUGUCGGCGACUCCGAGUGCUUGGACUUUACGGACGAAGCGUUCCUGGAUGUCGGGUGCGACGAACUGGCCGACAAGAUCCGGACGUUGAACGCCAAGCCCCGCGUGCCGUUGGACAUGGGGUUGUCCGGGAUCAAAGAAUUGAUCCGGCUGCUCAAAAACUCGCUCACACCUCGACCCACGUGCACUAAAGUCAUGAAGCGGCUCGUGGGGCUGGCUAUGUUGGCUCCAUUUGCAGACAAAAUGGUGGCCAAGGGAAUCCUUCCCGUCUUGGUGCGGUCUCUCGGGACCAACAAAGUUGCUGUGCCCAACACAGAAUUAGCACUACUGCUGCUGAAAAUCAUUGCGCGCACGAGUUGCGUUUACCGGCGAAAGAUCAUCACGUUGAUUGAAUCAAGGCACAAAAUGCCUCUCUUUACGAUGCUUCUCAAGGAAGGGGAAGGGUCGACGAAAGAGCAUACGUCGGGGCUCGUGCGAAAUUUGUUUUCAGGGGGUAGCAUCAAGGUAUUUGAAAAAAACGAGUGGUUCCAAGAACUCGUGAAAAUGCUCGUGCAGUUGCUCGAACAUGGUCUGUCGUCGCAGCAGUACGAAGCGGGGGCGGCACUGGGGGCGAUUGCACUCAACAAGGAAUACCAGCCGUCGAUUGUCAAGGAAAACGGUAUCCGUGUGUGUGUGGCCCAAAUGACUAGUCAGUCCACCGUGGAAGGGGUUCGGGACAAGUCGGCGCUGGUGCUGCGAUGCCUGAGCGCCACAGAAGAAAACCAACGCGAGAUCGGCAUUGAAGGCGGUGUCGAAGCGUUUUUGAGCUUGCUUCAAAACGGCACCCAGGCCCAACGGGAAACCAGCUCCGCGGCGCUAAACUGGCUCAUGGAAGUGCCUGAAAACCGAACCAUCUUGGUCAAAGAGCGAGGUAUUCGUACGUUGCUCAACUACGUGGUCCGCGGGCAAAAGUUUGUGCGCCAGCAAUCCAUCAGCGCACUCAGCAAAUUAGCGCCCCAUUCAGAAUUUCAAGUGCCGUUAGCCCAAGCGGGGGUGCUAGGCCCGUGCGUGGCCAUCAUGGAAACAGGCAACGAUAGCCAAAAGACCGCCGCGUGCAACAUUCUUCUCGCCGUCGCGUCCACCGAAGCCGUAGGAAACAUGGCGGACACCGUGCCGUCGGUUGUCAAGUUGUACAACACUGGCACGCUUUCCCAGAAAACCGCGGCAAAGCAAGUGCUCGAGCGGUUAUGUCGACACCGAGCGCUGAGAGGGACGAUUCUCGGCAUGGUUGGAGCAGAUGACCUCAUGCUGCGGUGACGAACUGAUACAGCCUUAACUUAUGUCUCCCCUCACGAGGCUCUCGUAGUAGUCGAUAAAAUUGCUUCCCCUUGACGCACAAACGCUAAUAUACUGUAGUACCAGACGUUUUUCACAUCA